AUGCAAGUAGUCACUAUUAUAUUAUUAAUUCUUCUUUGUAGUGCAUCUGACUGUAGGAGGACAAGGAAUAGGAGUUUGAGAAACAAUGAAAGGGAAAACAUCUUAAGGAGAGCAUCUAGCACUGUUAAACGCAAUGCCCGAGACCUAACAUGUGAUAUUUACACUUAUCUUCAUGAGAAAUACUUAGACUGUCAGGAAAGAAAAUUGGUUUUUGUGGCACCUGAUUGGCCAGAGGAUAUAAAACACAUGCUGCUAGCAAGAAACAGAAUUCGUAAAUUAAAGAAUAAUAUGUUUUCUAAGUAUAAAGCACUGAAAAGUCUGGAUUUACAACAGAAUGACAUAUCAAAAAUUGAGAGCGAGGCUUUUUAUGGUUUGGAUAAACUUACCACGCUCUUGCUUCAGCAUAACCAAAUUAAGAUUUUAUCUGAGGAGAUUUUUAUUUAUACACCCAGUCUAAACUACCUUCGUCUCUAUGACAAUCCCUGGCAUUGCAGCUGUGAACUAGAAACUCUUGUUACAAUGCUACAGGUUCCAACAAACAGGAAUUUGGGAAAUUAUGCCAAAUGUGUGCACCCAGUAGAACUGAAAAAUCAGAAGUUAAAGCAGGUAAAAGCUGAUCAGCUGUGUAGUGAAGAGGACAGGCAGGAUCCCAAAAACAUAAAACGGGAGAAACCUGAACCUGCCAAACCAGAAUUUGAUUCCUCUUUGUGCCACAUGUAUGUGUUUCCUGUGACAACUCUGAACUGCAGAAGAAAAGAUUUAAAGAAAGUUCCAGGCAACAUGCCUCCAGAUAUAGCUAAACUUGAUUUGUCCAACAACAAAAUUAGACAGCUACGAGCCAAGGAGUUUGAAGAUGUCAGUGAACUGAAGAUAUUAAAUCUAAACAGUAAUGGAAUAGCAUACAUUGAUCCUGCUGCUUUUUCAGGCCUCAAUAACUUAGAGGAGCUGGAUCUAUCAAACAACAGCUUGCAGAAUUUUGAAUAUGGAGUGCUGGAAGAUCUUUACUUUCUGAAAAUACUGUGGCUGAGAGACAAUCCUUGGAGAUGUGAUUACAACAUACAUUAUCUUUUCUACUGGCUGAAGCAUCACUACAACGUUCACUACAAUGGCCUAGAAUGCAAAAUGCCUGAGGAAUACAAAGGAUGGUCUGUUGGAAAAUAUGUCCGAAGUUAUUAUGAGGAAUGCCCAAAAGACAAGCUUCCUGUUUAUCCAGAAACUUUUGAUCUGGACAAAGAGGAUGAGGAAUGGGAACGACACAAGGAGCAAACAGUUCAGACAGUAAAGAAGCAUGGAGUAAUUGUCACUGUGAUAGGCUAA
Molecule: messenger RNA, 1317 nt
Organism: Agelaius phoeniceus (red-winged blackbird)
Lineage: Eukaryota; Metazoa; Chordata; Aves; Passeriformes; Icteridae
Source: RefSeq, a predicted model, not a curated record